UCUUUUCAAGUGUUGAGGUAAUUAUUUUAGCGUGGACGUUUGAUUUGAGAGAGAGAGAGAGACAACAAAUGGUAGAAGAGGUUAAAAACGGGGGGUUUCAACGGAGUUAUAGAGAGAAGACGAAACCCUAAUCAAUCUAUUGCAUUGAAUGAGGUUAUAUUUGGAUAAUCCAGUGUGUUCUCAAGCUUCUUACUUCCUCUUAAAAUGAAAACAAGAACUAAUGGGACUUCUAGAGGUCAGAAGGCACAAAAUUUUCAGGGUGAGAGACCAAAUUGGAUUCUUAUUGCCGGUGGUGCCUUGUUAAGUACAUUGUCAAUUCGCCUUGGUUACAAGCUCAAGCAGACACUGGACUCAAAGCAACAGGCAAAUGCUAGUGAUGGUCUGAAAGGGAACAUGAAUUCAUCUGAGAGGAGAUCUCCAGGUUGCAAUAUGCAUUCAAACUUGUAUUCCUUUACACAAGGUGGUGAUGUUUGCUUCAACUGCAUUUCAGGGAAUGAAGGCAUUGCAGAUCUGAAGCACCGGUCCAACGACCAGAUGCUGUCUGAAUCAGACGUUGCUCUACCUUUGGUGAUGGUUCCUGCUGUGGAAUUCACCAAGGAGAAUGGUGUUAUGUGGGUAUCAUCUCCUGAUCGCCUCGAGUUGCCUCCAAAGCCAUUCAGCCAUUCAAACUGCUCUGACUCACCAAGUGUCUCGGAAUCUGGUUCUGACAUCCUCAGCAAAAGAGAAGUUAUACAGAAGCUGAGGCAGCAACUGAGGAGGAGAGACGACAUGAUUCUUGAGAUGCAGGAUCAGAUUCUGGAAUUACAGAAUUCACUCAAUGCUCAGCUGACACUUGCUUCAAAUUUGCAAUCACAGAUCAAUGCAGCUAACAGGGAUUUGUUUGAUUCUGGAAGGGAAAUCCAGAGGCUCAGAAAGGCAAUUGCUGAUCACUGUGUGAAACAUGUGGACACCAAUGACAGACCAUCAACAAUCACAGCAUGGCCAUCUGAGGCUAGAAAUGGCCAUGCAAAUGGGUAUCUUGACGGGGAAAGCAAUUUUGAGACAUCGGAAAAGGGAAGGGGAGAUGGCGGGAGGAUUGAGAUGCUGAAGAGGGAAGUAGGUGAUUUGAAGGAAGUGAUAGAAGGAAAAGAGUACUUGCUGCAGAGCUACAAGGAGCAGAAGGCAGAGCUUUCCAUGAAGAUUAAGGAAUUGCAGCACAGAUUGGAUUCACAGCUCCCUAAUAUUUUGUAGGCAGUGUUAGGAUGUGUAUUCUUGCUUGUUUUCCACGUUCAUUUCUUUGAUUCUACGUUCCAAAGUUUGGGAGAAGCUUCUGUUUUGUCAUUUCUUUGUAAAUUGUCGUGUGGUUUAGUUUAGAAUGUUCAAUGCAUUUUCUGGGCUUGUUCAAAAGUGUGCAUUGUUGGAGUUGGGAGAUCUUUUGUCUGGCAAGUAUCUAAACACCUUUAUACAGAAUCUGAAAACAAGUUUCUACGGGGAGAUUGGACUC
This is a messenger RNA of Populus euphratica (Euphrates poplar), 1483 nucleotides long. RefSeq lists its product as uncharacterized. The transcript has 4 exons. Bases 205 to 1230 code for a protein of 341 amino acids. NCBI's taxonomy places the organism in Eukaryota, Viridiplantae, Streptophyta, Magnoliopsida, Malpighiales, Salicaceae. The record is from RefSeq and is a predicted model, not a curated record.